AUGGCCAUAAAAAAGAAGAACAACAACAAUCUCAAAAAGAAAAAGUCUCAAAUAGAGUAUGAAGAGCUAACAGGAGACAUCAAUUCUUGGGAUUGGUCAGAAUCAGCAGGAACUUCAGACGCUUUUUUGACAGACGACGUAGGAGGAUUUCUGUGUUUGGAAGAAAUUAGUGAUGUUGAAAUAGAAUAUGAAGGAGACGAAACAACAGGAAAAGUAGCCAAGUUUAAAAGAAUCAAAAAAACAGAUCGUAAACCAACAAAGAAGGCUGAGCCUACUGCUCCUCUCAGUAUUGAGGAAACAGGCAAAUACUACGAUUUGGACACAUUUGAUGAAGAAUUGGCUGCCAAGACAGAGGCUGAUACUAAGGAUAACAAAGACAGUAAGAUUGUACAAGGAGAGAUCGAUACAGUCGAAGACGAGAUCGAAAGAGAUGACAUGGAAAUAACAGACACUACAGAAAAGCCAAAUGAUGACAAUAAGCAAAAGGAAAACGAAACACAGUCAAAAAAGACAAAGGCACAAAAGCUAUUGGAAAAGAAAAAGAAAGACCUGGAAAGAUUGAUGGCACAAGUGAAAAAACUUGAAGAAGAAGUAGAAGUGACUGAAAAAGAACCUAAGAAAGAAGAAGAAAAGAAAAAACCAGAAGGGAAGAAGCGACCGACAGUAGACGAUAUUGACACAACUGUUGAUGUAUCUGCUUGGAACGAUCUUCAAUUGGCUGAGCCUAUUGUAAAUGCUUUGAGAUACCAUAAAUUCAGCGCGCCUACACCUAUUCAAGAAAAGACGCUUCCUUUAGCCUUGAGGGGUCGUGAUAUCGUUGGUUCAGCCGAAACAGGUUCCGGUAAGACGUUGGCCUUUGGUAUUCCCAUUGUGCAUUAUCUCGCCACCCAUCAGAAAGAAGGACUUGCCGGUUUGAUCUUAACACCUACACGUGAAUUGGCCAUUCAAGUGAAGGAGCAUAUCUCGAAUAUAGCAUUGUUUACUGACACUCGCUGUGUGGCCAUUGUGGGUGGUAUGUCAGUUCAAAAGCAAGAAAGAUUAUUAAAGAACAAGCCUGACAUUAUUGUUGCCACUCCGGGUCGUCUUUGGGAGCUUUUUUCAAGCAAUCAAGAAUACAUGGACAUGUUGAAGCAUAUCAAAUUCCUUGUCCUUGAUGAAGCUGAUCGUAUGUUAGAAAAGGGCCACUUUGAAGAACUGACCAACAUUUUGAAUUCGAUUUCCACCAAGAGACAAAGUACAACGGAUUGGCCAGAACAGGUGAAAGAUGGUACGAGAAAAGUGCUGCCUCAAGAUCUCGGCGUUCACCAGACGUUCAUCUUUACUGCAACACUCAACAAAGACAUCCGCUUUAAUGUCAAGGCAAAGAAGAGAAAGAUUACACCUCAACCGACAGGCACAAUGGAUGAUCUCUUGAGUCGUAUUGAAUUUGCUGAUCAAGAACCAGCACUGAUCGACAUCACAUCUGAAAACAUGGUGGCAUCUCGCCUGUUGGAAGCCAAGAUUGAAUGUCUUCAAAACGAAAAGGAUAUGUAUGUCUACUACUUUGUUACGCGUUAUCCUGGUCGUACAAUCAUCUUUGUCAAUUCAAUUGACUCUAUUCGUCGUCUGGUGCCCGUGUUCAAAUUGCUAAACAUUGAAGUACUCGGUUUACACGCUCAAAUGCAGCAGAAGCAACGUUUGAAGAAUUUAGAUAGAUUUAAGGCAAAUGAUAAAGCUGUCUUGGUUGCUUCAGAUGUGGCUGCUCGUGGUUUGGAUAUUCCUUUGGUUGAGCACGUCAUUCAUUAUCAAUUGCCACGAUCAGGAGAGAUUUAUGUCCAUCGAAGUGGUCGUACAGCUCGUGCCAACCGUGAUGGUGUUUCAUUGUUGUUAUGUGGACCAGAGGAAACAAAGGUGUAUCAAAAGUUAUGCCAGACUUUGAGAAAGGGAGAAGAAUACCCCAUGUUCCCUGUUGACCUGAAUAUCUUAAGAUCCAUGAAGGAGCGUGUUGAGCUGGCAAGACAAAUUGAUUCCAUUCAACAUAAAGAAUCAAAGCAGGUUCAUGAAGAGAAUUGGAUGCGUAAACUGGCACAAGAGAUGGAUGUCGAUUUCGACGAAGAUAUGAUGCAAGGAAAGGGUCAUCAAAAGUCCAACAAGGAACUUCAACGAGAGAAAGCCAAGGUGAAUGGUUUAAAGAGUCAGCUGAACCAAUUAUUGCAAAAGCCUAUAUUACCUGCUGGUGUAUCUAGGAAGUUCUUGACGGGUGGUCUUGUCUCUGGUUUAGUGGACAGACUUAUAGAGAAUAAAGAUCAAAAAGUACUUCCUGCUUCAACAAAUACAAAGGCUGUAGAUGACUUGCACACUGUGAAAAAGCGCAAGACGAACAAAAGUAAUAAAUAG
This is a messenger RNA of Rhizopus microsporus ATCC 52813, 2376 nucleotides long. Its product is annotated as P-loop containing nucleoside triphosphate hydrolase protein. Gene Ontology annotation, cellular component: nucleolus. The transcript has 3 exons. Gene Ontology annotation, molecular function: RNA helicase activity; nucleic acid binding; ATP binding. The record is from RefSeq and is a predicted model, not a curated record. The coding region runs from base 1 to 2376 and encodes 791 amino acids. NCBI's taxonomy places the organism in Eukaryota, Fungi, Mucoromycota, Mucoromycetes, Mucorales, Rhizopodaceae.